Periophthalmus magnuspinnatus is the source of this 2817-nucleotide messenger RNA. RefSeq names its product 3'-phosphoadenosine 5'-phosphosulfate synthase 1 (gene papss1). NCBI's taxonomy places the organism in Eukaryota, Metazoa, Chordata, Actinopteri, Gobiiformes, Gobiidae. The coding region runs from base 184 to 2061 and encodes 625 amino acids. Gene Ontology annotation, biological process: 3'-phosphoadenosine 5'-phosphosulfate biosynthetic process; sulfate assimilation. The record is from RefSeq and is a predicted model, not a curated record. The transcript has 12 exons. Gene Ontology annotation, molecular function: ATP binding; sulfate adenylyltransferase (ATP) activity; adenylylsulfate kinase activity.
GGCCGUGACGUGUCGCUGGGAAGCACUUCCUGGUUGCUCGAGUGCCCAGUGCUGCCGCUCCAUUCGCUGGACACACCUCUGUCUGAAGCCGAAAUACCCUUUUAGUGUUGUAAAUACAGAUAACGAUAGGCUCUUAUUCACGUAAUCUUGACCUGUUCACUGUACCGCCGCCUGCUGAUAGACAUGGAGACGUACGGCAACUCGCACAAAAAGCAGAAACUAAGCAACGUCGACAGUGAGUGGGGGACCCAAAGAGCAACAAAUGUCACCUACCAAGCCCAUCAUGUGAGCAGAAAUAAGCGUGGACAAGUAGUGGGCACUCGAGGGGGCUUCAGAGGAUGCACAGUGUGGCUCACAGGUCUGUCUGGAGCAGGGAAGACCACCGUCAGCAUGGCCUUGGAGGAGUACCUGGUGUGCCAUGGGAUUCCCUGCUACACUCUGGAUGGGGACAACAUCCGUCAGGGGCUUAAUAAAAACCUCGGUUUCAGCCCAGAGGACCGUGAAGAGAACAUUAGACGCAUUGCUGAGGUGGCUCGACUUUUUGCUGAUGCGGGUCUCGUCUGCAUCACCAGUUUUAUCUCCCCAUACAGCAGGGAUCGUCUCAACGCUAGAAAGAUCCAUGAAGCUACAGGGCUGCCGUUCUAUGAAGUCUUCAUAGAUGCUCCUUUAGAUGUGUGUGAACAGAGAGAUGUCAAAGGCCUGUAUAAAAGAGCCAGAGCAGGAGAAAUAAGAGGCUUUACUGGAAUUGACUCAGAGUAUGAGAAACCAGAGGCUCCUGAGCUGGUGCUAAAAACAGACUCAUGCAGCGUGAACGAGUGCAUACAACAACUGGUCGACCUGCUUCAGGAGAGGGACAUUGUGCCUAUUGAUGCUUUCCAUGAAGUGAAGGAGCUGUAUGUCCAUGAGAAUAAACUGGAUCUGGCUAAAGCAGAUGCAGAGACUCUGCCUGCGGUGCAGAUUGGAAAGGUGGACAUGCAGUGGGUCCAGGUCCUGGCUGAAGGCUGGGCCACUCCUCUCAAUGGGUUUAUGCGAGAAAGAGAAUACUUGCAGUGUCUUCAUUUUGACUGUUUGUUGGAUGGUGGGAUCAUCAACCUGUCAGUGCCUGUGGUGCUGCCAGUGUCCAGCGCAGAUAAGGAGCGCCUGGAUGGAGUGACGGCCAUGGCUCUGGUUUACGAGGGCAGACGAGUGGCCAUCCUGCGCAACCCCGAGUUCUACGAGCACCGCAAAGAAGAACGCUGCGCUCGCCAGUGGGGCACCACCUGCAAGGACCACCCCUACAUCAAGAUGGUGAUGGAGAGUGGAGACUGGCUGGUGGGCGGAGACCUGCAGGUUCUGGACAGAAUCUGCUGGAACGAUGGACUGGACCAGUACAGACUGACUCCCAACGAGCUCAAACACAAGUUUAAAGAGAUGAACGCAGAUGCUGUAUUUGCCUUCCAGCUGCGUAACCCGGUCCACAACGGCCACGCCCUCCUGAUGCAGGACACCCACAAGCGUCUGAUCGAGCGCGGGUACAGGCGGCCAGUGCUGCUGCUCCACCCUCUGGGGGGCUGGACCAAAGACGACGACGUGCCCCUGCCCUGGCGCAUGAAGCAGCACGCCGCAGUGCUGGACGAAGGGGUUCUUAAUCCUGAGACCACUAUUGUCGCCAUCUUCCCCUCACCCAUGAUGUAUGCCGGACCAACUGAGGUUCAGUGGCAUUGCAGGUCUCGAAUGGUUGCUGGCGCCAACUUCUACAUUGUGGGCCGUGACCCUGCUGGUAUGCCCCACCCAGACACCGGAAAGGAUCUGUACGAGCCCACCCACGGGGCCAAAGUGCUGACAAUGGCCCCGGGCCUCAUCACCCUCGAGAUUGUACCCUUCAAAGUCGCAGCAUACAACAAGAUCAAAAGAGCCAUGGACUUCUAUGAUCCAAAAAACCCUCAAGACUAUGACUUCAUCUCUGGCACCCGCAUGCGUCGCAUGGCCCGUUCAGGGGAGAACCCUCCAGACGGCUUCAUGGCACCGAAGGCCUGGGCUGUCCUCAAGGAGUACUAUCAGUCCCUGGAGAAGAAAGCCUAAGUCUAACACGUGUGGAUUCUGCUCAAACCCUAAAUGUGGGACCACUCCUCCAUAAUGUGUCACUCUCUUGAACAGCAUUGAGCCAUUUCAUAGUUACACUGCUGAACUGUACAGUAAGUUCUUUUUACUGUACAAGACUGUAGGGCACUAAUAAGCUUCAUCACAAGUACAUGUUUUUAUUUUCAGACUAACUUUAUCAUGAAUGGCGUGCAUACACAGUGAACAGUUGCUAAUUUGUAUGUGAAGUACUGUUGAGCAGUACAAAACAGAAAAUGGAUAUUUGUAUUAGUGAUGUUAUUAGUCAAAACUUACUGCACCCAUUUGAGCCAUUGUCCAGACAGUUGCUUUAAAUUGUAGAUUUGCAGUUGACGUAUUUGAUGCUUUUGAUGUAAAUGGUGAGUGCCUUGGUCCUGUGCACAAAGUAAUAUCUUGCUUAAAUUUGGGACGAGCACAUGAUUCGUGUCCUAUCACACUAAACUGUGAAGAAGCUGCCUACACGAGAGCACCAAUGAAACGGAAGAAGACCUAUUCAAAAUAUGAAGCUUUUAGUGUUGUGUGAUAUUUAUUGAGUCCUUUUUAACGGCCUUGUGCAUGUAGUUUUAGUGUUGACCUCAUAUUUUGUUACAGUUUUGUUUUUUGUCGCAAAUGUUUUCCAUAUUGUAAUUAAUUUUUAAGACUUGGCCUGUCUAUUGAGAUGAUUACAACAAGGGAUCAGAUUUAUAAUAUUACUUGUCCAAUAAACUGUUUUUAGCUAAA